Nyctereutes procyonoides (raccoon dog) is the source of this 930-nucleotide messenger RNA. Its product is annotated as putative gustatory receptor clone PTE01. Gene Ontology annotation, biological process: G protein-coupled receptor signaling pathway. Bases 1 to 930 code for a protein of 309 amino acids. The record is from RefSeq and is a predicted model, not a curated record. Gene Ontology annotation, molecular function: olfactory receptor activity; G protein-coupled receptor activity. Gene Ontology annotation, cellular component: membrane. NCBI's taxonomy places the organism in Eukaryota, Metazoa, Chordata, Mammalia, Carnivora, Canidae. The transcript has 2 exons.
AUGGGGAAACAAAACCUAACAAGCGUCUCAGAAUUCUUCCUCAGCAGAUUCUCAGAUGAUCUAGAGCUGCAGCCUCUCCUCUUUGGACUGUUCCUGUCCAUGUACCUGGUCACUGUGCUUGGGAAUCUGCUCAUCAUCCUGACUGUCAGCUCUGACUCCCACCUCCACACCCCCAUGUACUUCUUCCUCUCCAACCUGUCCUUGGCUGACAUCGGUUUCACCUCCACCACAGUCCCCAAGAUGAUCAUGGACAUCCAAACUCAGAGCCGAGUCAUCUCCUAUGUGGGUUGCCUGACUCAAAUGUCUUUUUUGAUCCUUUUUGGAUGUAUGGAUGGUAUGCUUCUGACUGUAAUGGCAUAUGACCGGUUUGUGGCCAUCUGUCACCCUCUACACUACUCAAUCAUCAUGAACCCCCGCCUCUGUGGCUUGUUGGUUUUGGUGUCUUUUUUGGUUAGCCUUUUGGAUUCCCAGCUGCACAGUUUGAUUGUGUUACAACUUACCUGCUUCAAGGAUGUGGAAAUUUCUAAUUUUUUCUGUGAUCCUUCUCAACUCCUCAACCUUGCCUGUUCUGACACUUUCACCAAUAACAUAAUCAUGUAUUUUGUUGGUGCCAUCUCUGGCUUUCUUCCUAUUUCAGGGAUCUUUUUCUCUUACUAUAAAAUUGUUUCGUCCAUUCUGAGAGUCCCAUCCACAGGUGGGAGAUACAAAGCCUUCUCUACCUGUGGCUCCCACCUGUCAGUUGUUUGCUUAUUUUAUGGAACUGCUAUUGGAGUGUACCUUGGAUCAGCAUUGUUGCCUUCCCCCAGGAAGGAUAUAGUAGCCUCGGUGAUGUACACUGUGGUCACUCCCAUGCUGAAUCCCUUCAUUUACAGCCUGAGAAACAGGGACAUUAAGAGUGACCUAUGGAGGUUCCUCAGAAGAACAGGCUAA